ACAAUAAAAGAAUUUUUUCAAAUAUAAAUCUGGCAACAGUAAUGUAGUAAUAAUUGCAGAAGGGUUUUCCCCUUGUGAUUUGAAUGUGAAAAUCGGAUUUUUAUAUUUAGAGGAUUAUGAACAUGUUCGAGGUUGAGUAUGAUAGCUACCGAGGUAGAUAUUUGACAGCAAGUGAAGAAAUACAAGCUGGAACAGUGAUUAUUCACGAACAUUCCUUUUCUGCCAUCAUAAUAUCGAAAAAGACAAGUGAUCGAUUUAUUUGCUGUCAUUGUUUCAAGGAGAUUUUCACUACACCUGUACAAUGUUUCGGAUGCGAUGAUGAACUUUAUUGUUCAAUUGCUUGUAAGCUUUCAUCAUGGAAAUCACAUCAUUGGAUGGAAUGUUUCAUGAGCAGUCUCUUAGGAAAGAUGACCACUGAGCUGAAGCUUGCAUUCAGAAUAAUUUUGGUGGCAGCCCACUCAUUGUUUCGUGAAGAAAAUUGCCAGUCUAUUCAUAAUGUUUGUAAAGACAUGUUUCAGACUGGUUCAACGUCUAAAAAACAAAAACAAGCUACCUCCUUAAUAAAGUCAUGUGAUGAAAAUUACUGGAGCAUUUAUUCGUUACAAAGACACGAAAAUGAGAAAGCUAUAAAUGAACAAUAUUUAUCAAUGAAAAAUGAUAUAAGAAUGUUAACGAAAGUUCUUUUAAGUAUCAUUUCAUUAUACAAUAACCUUGGCGAUUUCUCUUUUCCUGGGAAGGAUAUUGAACACAAUAUUGGAAGUACCUUCCUGUAUUCAUUAUUCAAAAAAUUAAAUUUUUCUUCAUAUUAUGAGAACCCUAACUUCGAUAUUCGAUUAUGGAAAUCUCACAUAAUGAGCUCAUGUGAUCCUGCAGGCUCAAAAAAAGGUUUCUUUCCAAACCGAUCAAUUGAGGACAUAUUUUCUGGAAAACCAUUAACCGAACAAGAUUUACUGGAAAGAUUGCUCGUUCACCAUUUAUUACAAUUGAGAACAAAUACGCAGGCAAUAUUCAAGAUUUGUGAAGAAAAGGGGGUGCAAGGAGUCCAAAAUAUAGAGCAAAAGCGAAUUGCAUCUGCUUUAUUUUGCAAGACAAGUCUGAUGAAUCACAGUUGCUCACCUAACACUACAAUUUCUUUUGAUGGCCUAACAAUCACGGUAUCUGCCUCUAAAAUCAUCAAAAAAGGUGAAGAAAUUUGUCAUUGUUAUGGACCACAUUGUAGUAGGCAUGAUGUGAAAGAGCGACAAAGACUUUUGAAAGAGCAGUAUUUUUUUACUUGUUCUUGUGAAGGCUGUGCAUCGGAUUUAAAAGAUGACAGUGAACAAUCAAGUUUCAAGGUGCAGUUUCAUGCUUUUAAAUGCAAGUAUUGUGGAGAUCCUGUAAAGCCAGGAAAAGACGGUAGUGGUACAUGCAUAAACAGCAAUUGCAAUAAAGUGCAGGAUCUAAGGCAGUCUAUAUUGUCAUAUAAGAAAUGCCAGUCAAAGAUGGAGGAGACAUGCAGUGCAUUGAAUAAUGGAAAUUGCAAAAAUGCGAAACCCGAAUUAUUGGAAUGUUUGAAACAAGCAAAUAAGUUACUUUAUCACAAUCAUAUUGAUAUUGGAAAACUUCAUGAUAAAAUUGCUCAAUGCUUUGUAAUGGAAGGAAACUAUACAUCUGCAUUGCCCCAUUUAACCAAGAGCAUAGCCAUUAUUGGAAUGCUUCAUGGCACACGAAGCAUUGAAAUGGCACACGAAUUACAGAAGCUGGCAUCCCUGUAUUUUAAUAUGGGGAAUAUAAAUCAUGCUGUUACGAAUGCUAAGAAAGUUAUUUCAAUAUAUAAGAUCUGUUGUCCGGGAACAGAGACCAUGCAACCGGGAUUUGAAGAUAUGGUGCAAAUUGUAAAAACAUUAGAAAAAUGAUAUUUUUAUGAGAAUAUUUUUAAUGAAAUGUAUUAAAUCUUCGCGCUUAUCAUUCCUCAAUUCCAAAUAAGUCCCGAAUAGACAGCCACUGAUAGUCAACGGAAAGAGAAGAGGAGCACAUUUUCGGUUUGGCAUAGCAUACCUGAUUUGCCCAGUGAAGUGAUGAACAUGGGAUUUGUACCUGUGUAACCUGUGAAGGGCUGCGAUGCCAAGUCCAACACUUCAACUGCCAUCUCAUGGUUAGCACUACCUAUACCCGGCUUGAACUGGUAUAUGUAAAAGAGGAUGUGGUCUGCUAUAUGAUUGAGCUGCUGCUUCAAUGUAAAAAUGUUUUGAAAAAAGUGAAUUGAAGAAUAUUUCAUUUGUUUUUUGAGUCCAGACAUUUUAGUGGUUGAAAUAAUAUUUCUUUCGAACAUGAGCCAGUGUAUGUUUCAUAUUUACCUGUACCUAUUCAUCCAUUUGGAAAUGGCAGUCUAUAUGGUCAGCCCUUUUAACAAUAAUCUGUCUAUGGAUGCAUCUGUUUCAAAUUCUAAUCACAUCUUAUCAUGUGGACAGGUAUUAGUGAAAUCGUUUCGAAUGUAUACAUACUUGAAUACGGGUGGUUUAUAUGACCACGGA
Styela clava is the source of this 2513-nucleotide messenger RNA. Its product is annotated as protein-lysine N-methyltransferase SMYD4-like. Gene Ontology annotation, molecular function: histone deacetylase binding. The record is from RefSeq and is a predicted model, not a curated record. Gene Ontology annotation, cellular component: cytoplasm; nucleus. Lineage: Eukaryota; Metazoa; Chordata; Ascidiacea; Stolidobranchia; Styelidae.